This is a messenger RNA of Cynoglossus semilaevis (tongue sole), 1130 nucleotides long. RefSeq names its product speriolin-like protein. The transcript has a single exon. The coding region runs from base 316 to 1098 and encodes 260 amino acids. Gene Ontology annotation, cellular component: centrosome. The record is from RefSeq and is a predicted model, not a curated record. NCBI's taxonomy places the organism in Eukaryota, Metazoa, Chordata, Actinopteri, Pleuronectiformes, Cynoglossidae.
CAUCAUAAAUAAAACAGUCUAUGGGAAGAAAGCAAUCCAGUUAAAAAGAAUACAAAGAUGGGUCAUUUUGUUGGACAACAGUUAAACAUCCCUGCCACGCAAGCAACAACUGACUUAGAACGCCAGGAUACAUUUUAAGGGAAUAGUGCAAUAUGACAGAAAAAGACAGACGUAAAAUCCAUUUUAACUCCAAAUCUCUAAACACUAAAAACACGGUGGAAGGACAUCAAUAAUUGCACAAAUGGAAUAUUACAGAUGUCAGUGACUGUAAAAUUUGAAAACAAAACCUGGGACUCUUGAACUAUAUACUCCGUUAUGGAAGUGGGGCAAACCAUCACUACCUUGCUGUCACAAAAAGAACUACUUGAGCAAGAGAAUGAGGAGCUGAAGUCGGAGAUCACUGAUUUAAAAAGCAGAAUGCAGAGUUUCAGUGAAGUUCUGGGCGAGUCAACAUUGAGAAAACCACCCAAUCUGUGCCAGAUUACGUGCGAUGAGAUGGAGUUCCAAAAGGUUUUGCAACACACAAAACAUAAAAAUGAACCGCGAACAUCGUCUCCCACUGACUUCAGGUCGUUCAUUAAAAACUCGUUCUGCAUAGACACCAGUGACGCAAGCUCUCCAGCUGAUUAUUCUACGGAUUUUAAAGAAAGAAUCCUUGGAGAAAUUGCACAUCAGCUGGAUCGGAGUAUCCUGUCCCAUAUCUUCCAGGGUCAAAAAAGAUUUUAUGGUUUCACAAUAUCCAACAUUCCAAGCAAGAUAAUAGAUGUAAGCACGCAUCCAUUGACGGGGAAAGUAGAUGAAGGUUAUCGGUUUCACCUCACUCAGAGGUACAAUGAUCUCAUGGAGCAGUUGAAUGAGUUGGGCUACAAAACAAAUCUUCACCCCAUAUUCACUGAAUUUGUGGUGAACACCUACGGCAUCCUCAGAGAUGGAAGACAGGAAAUACGAACGAUGAAAUACACUAAUCCUGAGACUCUAAGAAAGAUAAUAUUGACCACAGCACCACUAAAGAUCCGUGAGGACCUGCUACUUGUGCUUACCUGCCUUUGUCACAUGUCAGAAAGGAACAAGAAACCGCUUUUUUGCUUUUACAGAUGAGUUGUUUUUUUUUUAUUUACCCUAGGAAAAAU